Molecule: messenger RNA, 2992 nt
Organism: Penaeus monodon (black tiger shrimp)
Lineage: Eukaryota; Metazoa; Arthropoda; Malacostraca; Decapoda; Penaeidae
Product: protein unzipped-like
Source: RefSeq, a predicted model, not a curated record
ACGGCGCCUCCCGGGUCAGUUGUUGUUUGGGCGUCGUGUCGAGCGGAGGUGUUGCGGCGCUUCGCUCUCUCUUCGUCACUGGGCAUUUCACCCACGCUCAUCAUAGAAAUUGUUCGCUUCGAAGGUUCUCUGUUGUCUUUACGAUACAUACCAAUACGGAUUACCUUCGCCUUAUGGUAUGGAUGUGGAAAAUGUCAAGUGAUAACGAGUGAGGAUUAAUCUACUUCGGAUAUCUCCUUGCAAUAAAUCCGCCCCGCAACAUCAGAUUCGGGAAUUACCUUCGCAGGAAAGCUAUUCGAGACCACCGCGUGACACACAAGUCUCAAACCUCCGGAUCUAGACACAGAAGCCACGAUGGGAAUGAAUAAAGCAGUUAGCUUCCCCUUCAGGUUGAUGCUGGCGGCCGCGGCGUGCGUGACCUGCGCGAGAGGAAACAUGGAUAUGUCCAAGAUCCGACGCGAGGGCGGCGCUACCAUCACCUCCUCGACGCUGGCCUGGGUGCACGUGAGCGAGGGCAUGCACACGGCACACGCAGUACUGGUUGCAGAAGAUGAUCCCGCUACAGUGUGGUGUCGUGCCGAGAAGCACGGCACGUUUGUGGCCGGAGCCAUGCACGGCGGAGUGUGCUCCGUGCCUUUCCUCGGCAAAGUGCUGCGCGUGGAGGGUGACUUCGAGGUGCUGGUGUCCGUGAAUGGCUCCGCGAAGGUGAGAUACGUGCAGUGGGACCGCUACAUGGCCCCCCCUCACAACGCCGUGGCUGCGCACGCGAAGCGCUUCUUGGCGGUGCGCGAAGGCAAGAACAGCUUCCCGCAAGCAGGCUUCCUGGCGCCGCAGGAGCGUCGCGCCCAUCUGGUCGCUGGCGCCGACGUCGUCCGCGUGGACAACGCCAUGGUGCUCGUGGAGGACGAGCCCGUGUCCUACGACCUGCGAGGCAUCACGCUGGACGGCUACAUCAACGUCUCGAAUGUGGACACGGUGCUGGCAGAGGCCCUGCUGCUCAACCCCGGCCCCUCUCGGCAGCGGGUGGUGGAGGAGCGUGAGGUGGUGGUGAAGCAGUUGUCGUACUGGGGCAGCGUCAAGGGCACUUACGUCGGCCUGCCCUCGCACGUGGUGUCACCGCCGCCUGAGACCGAGGAGCACGACCUGGUCUGGGGCAUCCAGAAUGAGUUCGACCGGAUGCAGCGACAGAUCCUGGAGUACGACCUCCCCCCCGGCACGGGCGUGAGGGUCCAUCUUAUCGGGACCGUGCGCACGACGGAGGCACCCUACAACGGCAAACUGACCACCACGUACCAGGACGGGAGCCAGGUCUCGCGCGUCAUCGAGGGCCUUCACAUGGACCAGCGGCUGGUGCUGCUCAGCGCCAACUACUCCUCCCCGUACUACAUUCACAACAACACCGUGCUCGACAUCCCCGCGCAAAAAACGAUGCUCUACAGCUGAGCCUCCUAAGAUGUCCAUGGUCGGGCCCGAGAAGCCGAAGAGCGACUCCCUGAGCACCACGUCCCAGCACGAUGUGCCCCUGGAGGCCGACAGCGGCGCAGCUCAGCUCGCCGUGUGGCCCGCGCUGGCCGCCCUCCUGUCCCUCGCCGCCGCUCGCGCCUGAAGCCCUCUCCAGGGAGCUCUGGGCGAAGACUCUCUGUGACAAUGUGAUCUUGUGAUUUUAUGCUACAAGUGUUUCGUUGAUCAUAUAUACUCUACUGGUUUAGUACUGAUAUGGUUGUAUGUAAUGUACAUCCUGGAAUAACUUGAUGUCUGAAUUAUUAAUCUCAUAGCGACUUAUAAGCAAUGUGUGCGUUUGUAUGUGAACGUGAAUGUAUGCGAGCGUGUGCAAGUGUAAUGCGAUGAAACGUACUGCCAUGACCCUGAUCUGCGUCGUGCGUGACAGGCGGUACAUACGAACUGCACAAAGUGCUCCCUCAGUCCUGUGAGAGACGCCUCUUCCCCCAAAGGGCGGGCCGCGGCAAGCGCAAUCCGACGGCGAAGCCGCUUCUACAAGCCACAUCGCACUUGAUACCCGAGAAACGCACAGGCUUCCCCUUGGCACCGCGGCCCAAAGAAUUCAUCAGGGAGUGUCACCGCUGCUGUGGCAAACGGUCGCGGCCGGCGCUGUGCGCCCCCAGGGCCACGAAACCAUGAACAACGCAGCGCGACAUCACAGCCUCUCCGCCAGACUAUAAAUGAAAGAGUGAUAAUCGGACUGUCAAAUCUGUACGAUUGUUCUAUUUAACGCAGUGUAAAUGUGAAGGUACAUAUGACGGUGUCAGUAAAAAGGGUGUAAACAGAUUUGUCUUUAAGGAUGUGUAUAGUAAAUAUGAGCGUCAGAAGAGUGUAAUAAUGUCUGAUAAGUUUACGAUAUAGACUAGAAGAUACUGGAAAGGUAUAUAAUGAAAUAUGUUUAAGAUGUGUUCUAUAUUAGCAAGAGUAUGGAAGAAGUGUGACUGGAUGUAAAUACUGUGUGUGUACAGCUCUUACUGUAUAUUAUUAUAUUAACCCUAGGUAGUGGCUAUCUUGCGUGUUUGUACUCCCGUAACAAUGUUCAUUAUGAGUUGCCGGUGACGUUAAUUUAUUUUCCAAGAAGUCCGCGUAGGCGAAGGGCGAGGCGCUCACCCCGACAUCCGGAGUCGCUCUCUGGAGGACGCAACACGACCUCGCGUUCUCGGGGCGUCGUCGUCUCGCGCGCACGUACGCACGCAACACCCAUCCUCCUUCCCAGACAUUCCCUCGCCAGAGCUUGCAGAAGACAUACCCACAGCGACAGUAAUCUCUGCUUCUGCCUCGCGUCGCCCACCGACCACGUCGAGGCGCCCUUCUCGCGCGCGACGGCCACGCGGUGCGGCCAGGUCACUCUGUUGCCUCAAUGUUGUACGUUUGACGUAGUGUGUAGUGUGGACAUCGCGAGCAGUCUCCUACCGUGACUCUCCAGUUCGGAAGGGACACAACCACGCUGAACAACUUUGUACCUGUCCAUGGAAUAAACGUGAGACAAGGA